AUGACGGAUGAGCUGGUAAAAGAAAAGCAUUUACUGAAUCUUCUUGAACAACUACCACCAGCAAGAAAGUCGACUACCCUUUUUUUAAUCGAUCAUUUACGAAGGUACGGUACGAUUCAAUCAAUAAUUGUUCGUUCUUGUUGUUGUAAAAAUAUACCGUAUUUCUACCAAUAUCAUUUUUAUUAGUCAAUUUAAGCCCAGGGCAAACUAGGAAACAUUGUGGUGGAAACAUUUGUGAUUCUCGAUGUUUCCUCAAAUGUUUCCCUGUUUGCCCACCCGUGGAAACAUUGUUGCGGAAACAAAAUUUGCUUCCCGAGAAGCAGAAAUGUUUCCUAGCGAAUUCAGAAACAUUUGAUGUUUCCCUAUGUUUCUCACUAAUGUUUCCUAGUGUUUGCCCACUCUGGGAAACAUGGCGAAACAUUGGCAGGAAACAAUGUUUCCGCAACAAUGUUUCCUAGUUUGCCCAGGGCUUUACUCGAUUCUAGAAUGUGCCGAUAAACAAUGUCGCACAUUUGCCAUGAAAAGUGUUCGAAACCUAAAAUCUUUUUGGUUUUCUUCUCAAAAUUACUUUGUUUCAGUUUUUUUUUAGUUUUACAUAAUGUUAGUAACCUUUUUAAUUGUAUCUGGCGGUCGAGGAAUACAAUAUAAUAGUUAAAUAUUGUCAAUUUAAAAACAAUAUCAUUGAUAAGUUCUUUGUAGGUUUGCAAUUUGCAUGGCGAUAAAACAUAUAAUACUUUACUCUUUAGUUUGUGGGAACACCACGUAAAUAAAUAAAUUAAUUAAUUAAUAAAUAAUAAAGUAAUAAAUUUGCAGUAAUAAAUUUACGUGGUGUAUCCACAAACUAGAGUAUUAUAAUAUUAUUGAUGCUGUACAAGUGACGCCAUAUUUAUACAGCAUUUAUAUAUUAAAGCAAAACUUACCGAACUUCAGACAUCAUUUUCUCUUUGGCGUAGUCUAAAAUCUCUUCAAAAGCACUAAACAUACUUUUUAAGUUUGAGUGAUUAAGAUAUCGAUUUAUUUCGAUAAAAAUAUCGAAACAAAUUAUGCCAUUAUUCAAAAAAAUUCUGAAAGGAUUUCCCGCUUUUUUUCUAGAGUGAGCCAAAGCGAAGCUGAAAACAAAAUGUCGCUUGGUAACCUCGCCACAAUAUUCGGACCGAACCUUUUACGACCACCACCGAAGGAGAAGACUUACGAAACGUCGAGCACUUCCGAAAGCAUCGCCAGGGAGAUGGCGUCAGGAACCCUUAACGCGAUGUCACAAUCGUCGAUUUUCUAUUGGUUCUUGAGGUCGAAAAGUGACAAAAUCAGUUUGCCUGCAACACCCGAAAUCACCCGUAGACUUUUUCCGUCCAAAAAGGAGGUAGUUAAGCCAAGGCUGUCGUCUCAAUCCGAAGAUAAAUUAAUUUAAAGGAUAGUUUUUGAGUAUAUACACAAGUAGGCUUCUUCAUGCAUUCGCAAGCCUGACAUAUGCAGUAUACGGGAUAUUUUAAAAAGUAGUUAGCAAUUUAUUAGAGGAAUAUAAGAAAUAUAGAUUUUAAGGUGUUCCCUAUAUAGAAGUAUAAGGGACCAGUCAAUAUUUAUGGCGGGGCUUGCCGGCUUGGCACCAAAGAGAAAUGUUUUUCUAUUAAAAAGUCAAAAUUGUUUUACCCAACCUCAAAUAGCAUUUAAAAAAUAAUAUACCCACCCCUGGGCAAAAAUGUUACAAAAGGAUACCAUUCAGUUGUCACACAUGUCCUUUACCACUUCUGUGACACAAGUUUGAUAACUGCUUGUGCAAUUUUCUGCAGUCUAAAGUUUCAUGUUGUCUGCACAUGUACUUUCUUUGGAAACGCCAUUUGCCUCCCGACAAAUCGAAAAAUGAUCAAGAUAGUGACUCUGAUUGAUUUAUGUACAUAUUGUAUUGACAUAUGACUGUUGACAUUGCAUUCUAGUCUUCAAUAUUUGAGUGAGUCAUGCUUUGGAAAUGACAAUACAUUUGUAUUACUCAACCCUUGAGUUGUUUUGUUUUUCAUUUACCCCACCCUUUUCUCUUUGGUGCCACCCCUCCCCCGCCAUGAAUAAUGACCGCUCCCUAAAUGCCGAGUGCGUGGAUAACUUUCAGUUCAGACUGAAAUUUGAGUUGUGGAUGUAUAAAAACGUGGGUAACAUGUGCCAGAAUCGCAUCGCAAGUCGCAGCAAACAUUUUGCCUCUUUAUAUUGUCGAUUUCAAGUCACUUUUCAAAACGCGGGUCCCAAGUUCGUUGCAAACUUGCCAAUUACGUUUCCAAGUUUGAAAAUUGGACGCGAACUUCGCAACGAAGUUCGCAAGUACAUCUCAAUGUUUGAACUUCGUUUGUAAACAAAUGUUCAUACUCAAUGAUAAUAACCAAUUCAAUGAAAUAGAAACCUUCUUGGUAGCCCGUACUGGACCAAGAACUUUCCAUUGAAUUGUUAAUUUCAACUUGAACUAUGGACAUUUGUUUACAAUAGUUCAAACAUUGAAAUGUUCUUGCGAACUUUGUUGCGAAGUUCGCGCCCAAUUUUCGAACUUGGAAACGUAAUUGGCAAGUUUACAACGAACUCGGGAUUCCGCGCAAUGGAAAACCGGUUUGAGAGUUUGGAAUCAGGAGACCUUGGUUUGCUAUUCUUGAUGCUUUCCAAACAUGAACUAUCAUCAGAUCAUGUAAUGUAUUUAAGUUAAAACAUAGUUGGAACACUCAUCAGACUUUAAUAAAUGUCCUGUUAAUACUUUUUAAUUAGAAUCAGUAGCCGAGCUGAAACAUCUAACCAACCUCGUGUUCCAUACCAAAGGGAUCUUGGACAAGUCAAAGUACUUUUAUAAGACCACCAUUAUGUGGAAAUAACUUUUUACUAUAUGAGAUGAGAUAGAAAAGUACGCAUUCUAUAUCAGUUAUUUCUGUGUGCAACUGUAUAUCAACGUGCCAUCCAUAUAGAGCUUCGAAUUCAUCAAUUUCUUCGCAAUCAGUGGCAUUUUUUAUUGACUUGGUUUUAUUUUUACAUAUUUUAUCAAAUUUUCGGACAAAUUAAAUGUCUUACUAUACAGUCAAAAUCAAUUGUCGAAGGGCGCUUUCCAUUCAAUAUGGUCUGGCUGGUCAGACCUGAAUUUUUGUCUCUGUAUCAAUGGAAAGAUCUGGUCUAUGUUUCUCAAAUAUCUAGCGAAAAUGGACCUCAUUCUAAUGUUAUCUAAAUUUUCCUGUCAGAUAUAGGUCCAAAGCCCAAACGUUUUGUGUUCCAUUCAACAAUUUGACCGUUCUGACAUGGAAAGCGCCCGAAAGUCACGUCCAGAUUUUCUACCUCUUAAAAAUCCAAGCCCCUUUUAAGAAAAAGCAGGUUCACUUUUCAAUUGAACUGGUGCCAUUUCAAUGGUGUGGAGUCGCCUAUUGAGAAACCAGACAUCCAAUUGAGAAACAGACACGGUUGAGCUCUCAACCGUAAUUUAGGAACUAUAUCCUGUGUCUUAAUAUCAUUUUUGAGCUUCAAUUCAAAGAUUUUGUAAGGUAUACGUUUGGAAUAUUCGACAUUUAUGUAUAAGAUAUUUGUCAGUUUCUUGUUUGCGAGCAGGCUAUAUACCGCCAUGUUGUUUUAAAAUAUCCCGACCCCUUUUGAGAAGAAAACAGCAGGUCAGAAGAUAUUCCGGUCCAUGCAACGAGGAUAUAACACGCGACAAUUUUCAACGACGAUUCGUAAUGUAUAACUCGCGUUGCCUAACCUAACAAAUUUCCUGUGAUAUUAUUUGAAUUACAAACGGUCAUUCAAGAUCGUCGUUGAAAAUCGGUACACUGCUGCACCGGCAUCGCAGGCCACAGCUUCGAUUACUGCUAGAGGGGCCAGUCGUUGCAUUUUUCGCAACUCUCCUCUGGUUAGGUUUUAAAUUUCUUCAUAAACUUCUGUUCGACUGUUAGUUGUAUCCAGCGAGUUGUCCAAAAAUCUCCAUAUCAAAGAAACAGGUCAUGUCAGGCAAAACCCUCUUUCAAAAUUAUGGCGUCUUAUGAGAUAUCAUGCAGGUAUCUUUUGAAAAAACUAGACCACCUAUUUCGGAAGAACAGGUCUUCAUUGUGAAAAAAGUUGACCCCCACUUUUUUGAAAGCAGGUUUCCUUUUCAAACCAAAAACGAAGACUCCGGUUAUUUUAACAGCAUGCUAACCUAGCGGCCGUGUUGUAUCAGAUAUAUGCCACAAACACGACCCGGAAAUAUAUAGUUUCGGAGAUCGGUCUUGAUGAAACGUUCGAUCAAAAAGUUUAUUUAAAUGGCUCCUUUACGGUAAUGCUUCCUAAUAGGAUCGCCUUUUCGAAAUGAACAGGUUUCUUUUUCAAAUUUAAAAGCUACAGACCCCUAAAGCGUAUGACUCAUCCCCAAUAUAUUCAAUAGCAGUUAUAUAAAGGGCGGUAGAAUUUGCCUUAAACCAUAACUUUCUUGCUUAGCCUUGGAGCUUUGAAAUAUUGGACUAUUGAGAUAUUUUGUGAUAACAUUGUCAGGUAUGUUGUUUUUAAUAUAAUAACUUUUAGACCGAACGAACAAGGAAUGAAGGAAGUUUUUCCUUGACAAGUUUAUUUGCCGCUCGUGUGACAAUAUUUCCUGGCGAAGCAGCCUUGUUCCAAAACUAGUCAUGUCGGCUUUUGGACAAGCAAAAUUUGUUCGUGUGUACGACCGCCAAGGAAACUAGUUGACAAGUGUACAAGAAUACGGUACUUCAAGACAAAAGUUUUGACUUUUGACUGAACAAAAGGCGGUCUUGACGUGAGCUAAAUGUCAACUUUCCGUAUACACAAGCUACAAAACUCGUCAAGGAAACCACCUCGGCCGAACGGGAGCUUUAUUCUUCUAGUGUAAAGGGGGACGAAUGAUCCAACAACUAGUGAUCAGAUAAAUAACUAUAAACCAUGCAUGAUAUGCUUACAAUUAUAGAAAGCUUAAAAAAUCACUAUCGCAGUCGUACUGUAUAUAGAACAAUAUAAGUAGAAAAUGUUUUCGAGUGUGUAUUUCAUAAUUUCCAUACCCAGCGUAAGCAGAAAGAUAAAGUCUGCCGCGGCUGGUUCUUGAACCCACGACCUUCGAAUUACUAGAUCGACGCUCUACCAACUGAGCUCAGUCUUAAUGUCGAUCUAGUAAUUCGAAGGUCGCGGGUUCAAGACCCAGCCGCGGCAGACUUGAUCUUUUUGCUUACGCUGGGUAUGGAAAUUAUGAAAUACACACUCGAGAACAUUUUCUACUUAUCAUAUUACGGAGUGAACAAUAACACAACAUAAUAGAACAAUAUAUAUAUGUGCUGAUAAAUUUUGAAUGUUUGAUUCCUUUUUACAGAAGAUGAUUGGAUAUCUUGUGUUCGCCUUUGUCGUUGUUGCUACAAAUGCAACCGAAUACGACGCGCGGUAGGUUUUAUUAAAAAUAGGUACGCAAGCGUACAUGUGUCUACACUGAAAGUUACUGUUGUUACUUUUCUACUGUGAUCUACGGGGCAUCACCGGUCACCUUCGUUGUAUAUUUUUAUUUUGUUUACAGACUCACAAGUUAUGGUUUAAAUGCUUGGGAACUACAACAGCAGAAAUUGAAGGAACAAGAUGGUAUGUAACCAUAGCACAGUCAAUCAGGACAGGUACACACGUAAAAACGAGGUACACACGUAAAAACGCACAAGUUGUUACAAGUCUGCAAACAAGUUGUUACAAAUCUGUUCACAAGCUGUCAACAAGUUGUGUUCGCACUGCUUGUUCCCAGUUGUUGUAACAAGUUUGGAACAAGCUGUUAACAAUUUGUAAUAACCUUGUUGAUAUUAUCAGACUUGUCACAAGGUUGUUCUAACAAGUCUGAUAUAAACAAGAAUGUUACAAGGUUGACGACACAAGGUUGUAUAACAAUACUGCUAUAUCAUGAAUGUAUCGGACUUGUUGGAACAACUAUGUAAAAAGCCUGAUAAUAUCGACAAGGUUGUUACAAAUUGUUAACAGUUUGUUUCAAACAAGCAGUGCGAACACAACUUGUUGACAACUUAGUCAACUUGUUGGCAGACUUGCUACAAGAUGUGAGAUUUUUGCAUGUGUAGCUCGCUCUUGUUGUAUUGGAACUUGUGAUAAAGUUCAAUUCAGUUCAGUUUAACUCAGUCCAGUUUAAUUUAGUUUAGUUAAGAUAAAGGAUGACCUUUAUACUGGACCUCCGCAGAGAAAUAAAAGCCUAUCCAGUAUAAACAAGGCUAGUUUGGUUUAUUUUUCCUCUUAUCAGGGACGAGCCUCACUCACAGAAGAACUAAUGGAGAUAUCCAACAUAAAUUAGUUUAGUUUAGAUUUCCUUCUGUAACGACACCACCAGAAUAGUAUCUGUGUAUAAAGUUAUCCAAUAUAAAUAAAGAUUGUUUGGUUAAAAUCAAUUCUAUAUAUCUCCACAGGGUUGAUAACAGGAGUGUUUAAAAAAGUUCCACCUGGUAAAUACAUUUACGACUGGAAUAAUGAAAUCUUCACGAUACCACGUAAUGCAACCAAGGUUACUGUAAUUAACCAUGACACCAACACUGUUCAAAUGCGUAAGUCAUGGUUAUUAAUGUAAUAUUACCGAAAAUACUAAACUAAACUAUAACGCCCACGUCGAGAAUUAACCACAAAUUCAACUGGACUUUUUAGCUCAAUUGCAGAGCGCUUCACCGGAAUUGCAUAGCCGCAGGUCGAUUUUGAAUAAUCAGAUGAUCAACCAGCUGAUUAUCAAUUUCCAUUAUAUAGUAAUACAAAAUGACUGAAAAACGGCAAACUUCGCAAGGCUGUAUAUUAUCCGCAUUUUACAACAUUUCGCAACGUAACUUCGGAAUAUUACUAAUUUUGUGAUGCUCUUUCAAGCUGUGAUGUAAUUUUUGUCCAGGCAUAUCUAGAUCAAAAUUUCACUCAUAAGGGGAAAGGUCUAUUGAAAUCUCACUAACUCGAACCAACUUGACUUCGUAGCUCAGUUGGUAGAGCAUUGGACUAGUAUCCCAAAGGUCGCGGGUUCGCCGAUUCCCACCGUGGUCAGACAAACAUUUCAGCUUGCCCGGUGUGGAUGCACACUCAAAGUAACAUUACAAAGAUCGUUUUCCUUUGAGUACAUAACGCCAACACACACAAAAAGUAUAAUUUACAGUAGUGUUUAAAAAUUUACAAGGAUAGAAAUUUAACUAUGAAUAUUAGAAUAGUAUAGCCAUGCAAUUCUUUAGUGAUUGUUUGAAAGAGUUCAGUGUGACACUCUCUUUAGCCGUGUUUACACUACGAGCCUAAGCCUGGCCUAGGCCUAGCUUUGGACUAGAUUUUUGUAGUGUAAACGCACUUCGGUCUGGCCUAGGCCAGGAAAUCUGGGUCCAUCAGAACAGGUGGCCCAGAUUUCCUGGCCUACGCCAGGCCGAAAUGCGUUUACACUACAAAAAUCUAGUUCAAAGGUAGGCCCAGGCCAGGCUUAGGCUCGUAGUGUAAACACGGCUUUUGACAUAGUUCGGUAGCGGCUGUAUUUAAUAAAAUGAUUGUUGUGCUGCGCUCGUUCACAUUUGGGUAUGUCAAGUGCUUGUAAACGUUUUCUGGAGUACUUUUCAGUGAUGUAACGAGUCACCUACCACGAGUCCAGUUGAGUCAUUUCAGUUUCUGAUCGAGUCAAGUCAGCGGCUUCACUCGAGUCAAGUCGAGUCGAGUCAGCGGCUUCAUUCGAGUCGAGUCAAUAGCUAAACUUGACUUGAGUCAGGGAGUUUGAUUAAGUCCACCCCCAUGCUUUCUACACGGCUAAAAACGCACAGAUUCUUCUAAGUUGAUAUCGACAGGCGUGAACAAUGUUGUGCGGCCAACUAUGAACAAGUUGUCAACCAUGUUGUUCCAAGUUGUUACAGUUGAACAAUGCUGUAACAACAUGUUGACAAUACUGUUCAUAGUGUGCCACACAACCUUGUUCACGCCUGUUGAUAUCAAUCUGGAACAAGUUGUUGAUUUUCUCAAUUUUUACGCGUGUAUAAUGGUUCGCUACCCUAGCUUGCCUUUGAUUUUAAAUUUCCACAGUGGUUGGUAUCAAAGGGUCACAUUAUGGCAACAUUCCGUCUCAUUGGAAAAGGGUGCCUGAAGACGUCGUGAACCAGCAAAUAGAACAUAAUUAUAAUGGCGUCAACGUUCAUUACUUCAGAUCUGGCACUCAAUCGCGCAUUACAAUUGACGGUAAAAUACUUCUAAAACACGUUUUUGACGGGAUGAGAUAGGAAUAUAUAUUGUGUUUUUUCUUGCUCGAACUUUCAGUGUAGUGAAUGGUUAUCUGUUGGUAAAAUUCUGAUCAUGAAUUUAUUCUUAGGUCCAGUGAAUCCAGUAAAAGACGACAAUACUCAGUAUAAUUUAUGCGUUGUUGCCGCAAAGGGGGAACAAGGUUCUUAUGGACUUGCCAAUAUUAAAUUUUCGUACACAGCUCACAAAGAAGACGCAUCAGUUAAUGUGGUGGCAACUAAAUAUGAUGCACAGUAAGUUAUGCAUGUCUGCACAAAUUAGUCUCAUCGAUUUUUCUUACUGCUGUUGGUUUUUGUUCUGGUGGUGCAUUAAUUCAGUGUUGUUCAUGUUACUGUUGUUACUGUUCUUGUUGUUGUUGUUGUUGUUGUUGUUGUUGUUGUUGUUGUUGUUGUUGUUGUUGUUGUUGUUGUUGUUGUUGUUGUUGUUGUUGUUGUUGUUGUUGUUGUUGUUGUUGUUGCUGUUGUUGUUGUUGUUGUUGUUGUUGUUGUUGUUGUUGUUGUUGUUGUCGUUGUCGUUGUCGUUGUUGUGGUCGUCAUAGUAGUUGUUGUUGCUGUUGUUGUUGUUGUUGCUGUUGCUGUUGCUGUUGUUGCUGCUGUUGCUGUUGCUGUUGUUGUUGCUGUUGCUGUUGUUGUUGCUGCUGUUGCUGUUGCUGUUGUUGUCGUUGUCGUUGUUGUCGUUGUUGUUGUUGUUGUUGCUGUUGUUGCUGUUGCUGCUGUUGUUGUUGCUGUUGCUGUUGUUGUUGUUGUUGUUGUUGCUGUUGCUGUUGUUGUUGUUGUUGUUGUUGUUGUUGUUGUUGUUGUUGUUGUUGUUGUUGUUGUUGUUGUUGUUGUUGUUGUUGUUGUUGUUGUUGUUGUUGUUGUUGUUGUUGUUGUUGUUGUUAUUGUUGUUGUUGUUGUUGUUAUUGUUGUUGUUGUUGUUGUUGUUGUUGUUGUUGUUGUUGUUGUUGUUGUUGUUGUUGUUGUUGUUGUUGUUGUUGUUGUUGUUGUUGUUGUUGUUGUUGUUGUUGUUGUUGUUGUUGUUGUUGUUGUUGUUGUU
Messenger RNA from Paramuricea clavata, 9243 nucleotides. The record is from the annotation of a GenBank genome assembly. Lineage: Eukaryota; Metazoa; Cnidaria; Anthozoa; Malacalcyonacea; Plexauridae.